Molecule: messenger RNA, 3033 nt
Organism: Gamsiella multidivaricata
Lineage: Eukaryota; Fungi; Mortierellomycota; Mortierellomycetes; Mortierellales; Mortierellaceae
Product: Metalloenzyme, LuxS/M16 peptidase-like protein
Exons: 6
Coding region: 1-3033 (1010 amino acids)
Biological process (GO): peptide catabolic process
Cellular component (GO): mitochondrion; cytosol
Molecular function (GO): metal ion binding; metalloendopeptidase activity
Source: RefSeq, a predicted model, not a curated record
AUGGUGGCAAAUGGAAUAGCCCUUUCUGAAGGGUUCGAGCCUUCCAAGGAUGGCACCCAUGCUGUCUUAACAAAGACUAUCGAGUCAUCUCCCAAUGAUGAGCGCAGUUACCGCCUUCUUCGACUAAAUAAUGAGCUCGAGGUGCUCUUGAUCCAUGAUCCAAAGGCUGACAAGUCUGCAGCUGGAUUGGAUGUACAUGUCGGACAUCUGAGCGACCCUGACAAUCUUCAAGGCCUAGCUCAUUUCUUGGAGCACCUACUCUUUCUUGGAACUACAAAAUAUCCGCGUGAAAACGAAUACAAGGAGUUCUUGUCGCUCCACGCCGGAAAAUCCAAUGCAUCCACUUCUCUGGACCAUACAAACUAUCACUUUGAGGUUGGCCACGAAUAUCUUGAGGGCGCACUCGAUAGAUUCUCCCAGUUCUUCAUAUCUCCAUUGUUCAACGAGAGUUGCAAGGAACGGGAGAUCCGUGCAGUGGACUCUGAAUUCAAGCGAAACCUACAAUUGGACCAGCGACGACUCUUUCAAAUUGGCAAACAUCUCUCAAGUCGCGAUCACCCUUACUGGCAUUUUGGAACAGGCAACCUGUUGACUCUAGAGGAAGGUCCCAAGGACGAGGGAAUCGAUAGCAGAGAUGAGCUGAUCAAGUUUUAUCACAAAUACUACUCUGCCAACAUCAUGAAGCUGGUCAUUCUUGGACGUGGUAGGGUAGCGACAGCUGUUUUAAUUAAGGCGUGCAAAGAAUCGCUGGACCAGCUUGCUGUAUGGGCUGUCGACAAAUUCUCGGAUGUAAAAAACCUUGACAUCCUACCUCCCGCCUACUCCAACCCGCCCUUGACAUCAAAGGAAUUCUUGACGACGGUCUAUGUCAAGCCGGUGAAAGAUACCAGGUCCUUGGAAAUCAAGUUCCUUUUUCCGGAUGCGACGCGGCACUAUACUGUCCAACCGACUCGCUACAUCAGCCAUCUCAUCGGCCACGAGGGCGCCGGAUCCAUUCUUUCGCUCUUGAAGAGAAAGGGAUGGGCGAACAGCUUGUCAGCUGGCAGCUACCCUGGAGGGAUUGGCUUCGAGUUCUUUAAGGUUACGAUUGAUCUGUCCAGGGAAGGUCUGCAUCACCACGAGGACGUAGCUGUCAUCGUCUUUCAGUAUAUUCAACUCCUUCGACAGGAAGGCGUAAAGCCCUACAUCUGGGAUGAGAUUGUGUCGCUGGCGAGCAUAGGGUUCCGAUUCAAGGAAAUGACACCUGCUGCCGCAUAUGUGACUGGGACAACUAAAGAGAUGCAGAAGGGCUAUGCUCCUGAGUGGAUUCUCUCUGGAUCAGAGUUGGUACGUGGCAAUGACCCCAAUCUCGUGAUGGACUAUAUCAACGAACUGCGGGUGGACAGAUGGUGUGGGCAGGUUGUCAGCCAGGACCCGACUGUUGUACCCGGGGAAGCGUUUACAGAGACAGAGCGAUGGUAUGGUGUAGAAUAUCAUGUCGCGAACGUCUCCCCAUCACUUUUAAAAAGGCUGGAGCAGCUCGAACCCCAUCCAGAACUACACUUCCCUGUCCCGAACGAAUAUAUCCCAAAGAACUUUGAGACAGGAAAGGUACCGACGCCAAGCCCGCUCAGUCAUCCGGUCCUGGUCAAGCACACGCCUCUGGCUCGACUCUGGCACAAGAAGGACGAUGUCUUCUGGAUUCCCAGGGCCCAUCUCUGCUUUCUUUUGAGAUCACCCAUGAUGACGAUGUCACCGAGCCACCAAGCAAGAUCCAUGCUCUAUGUCGAGCUAGUUAAGGAUGCGCUUAACGAGGAAGCGUACAAUGCUGAACAGGCGGGACUUUACUAUUCCCUCAGUUGCACCAUAGAUGGAGUCGUCCUCAAAGUUGAGGGCUACAACGACAAGGCCCAUCUUCUGCUUCAAAAAAUCAUCCGCACCAUGAAGACCCUGACGAUCGAUUCGGGCCCGUUCUGGCGACUCAAGGAGCAGAUGGAGCGGAACCUCCGAAACUCCAAUCUCAGCAACCCCAAUGUCCUUGCAAAAUACUACAUGCGAUAUCUUCACCAAGAGAAAAUGUGGACGUACUUGGAGAGACUGGACGAGCUAGAACCGAUCACGCCCGAGAGCUUGCAGCAGUUCUACCCAGAGAUGCUAGAUCGUCUUCAUAUCGAGGGACUGGUACAUGGAAACAUAGAUCAAGCCCAAGCGCUUUCGAUCGCCGAGAUUGUCGAGAACGGACUUGCACCGAGGCCGCUUGUGCCAUCGGAACUCAUCUCUUUGCGAUCCCUGACGGUACCCGAGGGAUGUCGGGCAGUUUAUGAACGCGAUUCCAUGGACCCCAAAAAUCUCAAUUCGGGCGUUGAUUACUAUGUUCAGAUCGAAAUACCUGCUUCCAGACCAGAGCUAGCUCGGAGAACAGAGCGAGCUGUGGUUCAGAUUCUGGCCCAAAUCAUCCAGGAGCCGUGCUUCAGCCAACUACGGACGAUCGAGCAGCUGGGCUACAUUGUUCAGAGCGGCAUUCACUGUCCUGGUGGGACUCACGGGAUCAGGAUCUCGGUGCAAUCGGAGAGAGAUCCCGUCCACGUGGAGAAUCGGAUCGAGAGCUUUUUGACAAUUAGGUUAGCGACGCUGCUGGAGACUAUGACCGAGGCGGCCUACCGGAAACAAGUCCAAUCUCUGAUCAAGAAAAAACUGGAGAAGGACAAGAAUUUGAAGCAGGAGACCACUAGAUAUUGGGACCAGAUCACCUCGGGAUACUAUGACUUUGAGGAGACCCAGGAAGAUGUCAAGGAGAUCGAGAAUAUCACGCUGGACAUGACCCGCAUAUUCUUCCAGCGCUGGGUCUUACCGGGUAGCCCACAAAUCAAGAAGGUGUCCGUUCACAUUCGAUCGCUCAAUCUGCCUCCAUCAGGCGAGGAAAAGGAAGGAGACGAACUCACAUUGAGGGAAGGAACUGAGGUUGUGAAGGAUGCGGUUAGAUUCAAGGCAGGAUUGGAGCUAAGUCGAGCGCCAUAUCCGAUUGUGGAUUUACUUCGAUAUUCCAAGCUUUAG